GAUUUAUUUUAAAAUUCUUCAGUUGAUUAUAAGUUUUACGCAAAUUUAAAAAUCCACAACUAAAUCAAAUAUUUGCGCUGUGUUUGAGGAAGUAAUUCAUCUGCAGUGUGCAAGUUGUACAAAAGGUUUUCUGUGCAUAUAUCAAUGCAACAUAGGCGUAUUUGGUUAAAAAACUACAUUUGAGCUAAAGAGUUUGGACAGAAUGGCAGGAGAAGAUAGCAAGAUAUUUAAGCUGUUAAAGUUUGCUCUCACUGACUCUUCUGUGUUUCUUCCGGGUGGAAAAUACUCAAGUGAGCUUGCUGAAAACUGCCAUGAAUUGUUUCAACGGGAUUAUGUGUGCACGUCAAUGGACAAUAGUCGUGGUCAACUAUGCAGCACAUAUCCUGUGCAGGUAAUUGUACCUGUGAAGGAAAAGAUACAUGGUUUAAAGGAAUACUGUCCCAACAACCAAAAUGAUUUUGAUAACUCGGAACUUGUGGACUUGAUACAAAAGGGACGAUUUGCUCGAACAAGAGGUAGAUUUCCUGCUCCUGUCUUGUUUGUAUGCGGAAAGUUUAUCUGCAGAUCUUCUACACUGGCUCGAUCACCAGAGAUAUAUGGUCGUACAGGGUUUAGUGGGUUCCAAUACUUUUUGCAUGGGGAGGCUGUACCACCAACAGAUAUGGUGGAUAAUGGGAUUCAAAAUGGCAACCAUGUUCAAAAUGGAUUGCAGGAUAGUGUAGCAGAUUACACUUCAAAUGCAUCACAAAACGGUAAUUCUCCAGUCAUGCAUUACAGUGCUGGUAAAGAAAAAGUAAAAGGGCGUUAUAGUGCUGGCAAGCAAGUAUUGAAUGGUGGGAGUGCAAACAAAAGUAAACUUACCCAGAGUACCACUGAUAAUGGUCAACCUAAAGAAUGGUUGGUUGAUAAAAUGAGAAAUACUGACAUUGACUUACUUCAUAUGCUAAAAGUUAACGUAAUUUGUGAUUUUAUGGUAGAGAAAAAGAAAGUUAAAUACGGAUUAAAUGUUACUUCAUCUGAGAAAGUGGACCGGGAGCAACGCUAUUCUGAUUUUGAUUUAAUAAGCAUUCCUUACCCAGGGUGUGAGUUUUUUGCUGAUUACACCAAUAAUAACUAUAUGGGCGAGGGUCUAAAAUUCGACUGGACCCAACAUUUUGUUGAUGCUGAACUCCAACUUCCAGAUAAUAUGAAAAACAUAGCAGAGGUUCAAUGGGAUGAUUACAUGCAUUGGGAUCUGGUGAAAUUAACUCAAAACUACAUCAAACUACUGCUGAACUGUUUAGGUCGUCCAAAUUCUUCAGGAAUUCUGCUGCAUUGUAUAUCUGGUUGGGAUCGUACACCUCUGUUUGUUUCUUUAUUAAGGUUAUCACUGUGGGCUGAUGGGUUGGUUCACCAAUCCUUAUCGCCAGAAGAAAUGGUUUAUUUUACACUUGCUUAUGACUGGCUGCUCUUCAGCCACCAAUUUGCGGACAGAGUUGAUAAAAGUGAAGAAAUAAUGCACUUUUGCUUUGACUUUUUAAAGUAUAUUCGUUCUCCAAGUUUCUCUCUUUUAACCGAUGCUGCUUCUCUGCAACAACUUGGUUUAUCCGACAAUGAAAGUGGCGAAGAAGUGUUUUUUCUGGAAGAAAUGUUGGAACAAACAAACAUGGUUUCAAAAGAGGAAGUUACACUGAAUGGUCAUUCAGGCUUACCAUCCAAGACAAGUAAAAAUGGUCAAACCACUCAAAACUGUGCAACCAAAUUAAAACCAGAUACACAGUUUAAUGGUACACAAAAUGGUAGCAUGAAUCCUCAAAGCAAUCUUAUAGGUGAGGUAACCUUAGAAGAAGUGGAAAGUUGCCUUAAUUGUAUAAUUGAUGAGAUACCAGAACAAACUUCAAAGGUAAUCAACACACAAUGUGAAAGGGAAAAUGAUAACUGCAAAGAGAGGAUUUUUAACUCAGAAGAUUUGGAUAAAUCGUUAGAAAUUCCCAACUCAGACAUUAGGUCUGCACCUGUUCUUCCUCUUAAAAGCAGCAAUAUUACCAGCAAUACUUGCCAAUCAUGCAAUGGUUAUGUUGAAAGUAAUGUCGAAACAUCACAAGAUAAAGUUUAUUUUACUGAACCAACUACGCCACGUUCUGCUUUAUCAACAAGCUUUGAAACAGCAAAGAGUAAUUUAUUUUUAAAUAACCCGACUUCGGAAAAAAACCACAAAGGACUUUCUAACUCGUUUUCAUUUUUACUUAAUGGCUCGAAAGAAAACGCGGUUGUUAAAAGUGACCCAAUCACUGUUCCCAAUUUAUCCAGUUUUGUUAAACGAAAUGGGACAAACGAAAGCUUUGGAAACAGUUGCGAAAGCUCAGAGUCUUAUCGAACAAACACUGCAGAACCGGGUAGCAGUUGGCAAAUGAUUGCGUCACCGCCGUUGCUUUCUGAUCAAAGAAAUGAUUCAUCUAACUUCAUGCUUGAUAUCUCUCAAUCAGUUCAAGUUGAUAGGCAUGCUUCACGAAAGAGUUCGUUUUCAUCUUCAGUAUAUGGAUCAACUGAAAAUGUAAAUGAGCUUAAAGCGAAACUGGCUUGUCGGGCGGAGAGACUCGACAAAGCACAGAACAUAAUGAUCCCUGCAUAUUGUGCAGUGGUUCAGCAACAGCGAAGACAACAAGAGCAGCAAAGUGGUGCUUUGUCUGCUAUCUUUGGUCACCUUGCUCAGUUGGUUAAACGGACUUGAGUAAUAUAUAUACUUUAUUGUUAUUUUUUUCUGAGCGCAAGUAAUAUAUAUAUAUAAAUAUUAAUCAUAUUUUUUUAUUGACUGGAACUAUGCAAAGUGCAUAUUUCCAGAUCUUCUAAAUUUUGUUGCUCACCAAAAAUGUUUUGGAGAGCCUAAGCUAUUUAGCUACAAUGAUAACAAUUGUUAUACCUUUUUUUCCAAGUAAAAUAUUUUUUGUUAGGUGUUACAUAUUUAAUCACACUGUGUGCUGAUUCAAUUUAAAAAUGUUUUAGUUUCUAUAAUUAGAGGAAAAAAAAUUCGUGUGUAUUAUUACAUAGACUAUUUCUCGAAAUAUAUCGCUUACAUUGUCAUAAAAUCAAGAAUUUUGAUCAGCAUAAAGAUUAAAGAAUAUAAAAUUAAUUUUCUCAUUUUUUCUUAAGAGCCCUUUACUAUGUUUUUUAUUAUUUUAGUUAAAAACCUUUUUGUUUUAAUGUUUUUUUCUGAACAAUUUUUUGUGCAAGAAAAUUUGAAAAUCCCAUUUUCACAUUAUUUCAUUUAAAAUGUUACCACAAUUAGACUAUAGGCCAGAAGAUGUAACUUAAUACCAUAGCGUGCUUGGCGCUAUUAGAUUUCGAAUUUCAUUGUUGAUGGGUCAUGUUUAUUUCUUGGUCGCCACACUUUUGUCGUUUUAAUUACCGUAGCUGCAAUACUACUCUUUGUGUCCGUUUACUUAUUUGUUCAGUCGUUGCGACAUUAUAUUCUCAAUUGUUUAUUAAAGCGUGCAAUUAUUGCAUGGGA
Ciona intestinalis (vase tunicate) is the source of this 3487-nucleotide messenger RNA. The record is from RefSeq and is a predicted model, not a curated record. Lineage: Eukaryota; Metazoa; Chordata; Ascidiacea; Phlebobranchia; Cionidae.